AUGUUACCAUUCAUCGUAUUGCCUAUUGCGUUAUUUGUGAAUGUUGGAGCUGCUAGACCUCAGAGCGUUAAUGUCGAAUUACAUACCGUGUUAGAAUUUGAUAAAACCAACGAUAUAUAUUUCCUUCAGAAUGUCCGAAAUAUUCUAGAUAAAAUUAAUGGUAUAUUAUCAAGUGAACCUGAGAAGAAAGCUUUAAAAAGACAUAAAGAUCCGCCUACUUUUACAGACUUUCUUAAAAAGUCUCUUCAAAUUGUAAAAUCUUUGAGAGAUAAUGAAUUAAGAUACAUUUUUAGAACUAUACGUGAUGAAAUAGAAUCUUUUGACGCUGAGAAUUCAUUUGAAGAAAAUCUGAAAAGGUUUAUAAAUCAUAAGCUAGAUGACUUUGGCAGAGAUCCCAAAAAAAUGCGCAGUAAUAUAGACGAAUUCUUAAAAAAAGCGCACACAGAUAAAAGAAAUAGAAAGCGUGAUUACUCUCUUAAUUUCACGAAUAAUGAUUACAAAAAUGAUUAUCAUAGCAGCUUUUUAAAUUAUUUAAAUAAAAUAGAUUUGUUCCGGAGAAGUUCGAAGCGAUCUAACGAUGAAUUGAAGCGGAUUGUUACAACUAUCACCCGUGAUAUUUUAGAUAAAUAUACCAGUUUAAGGAAAAAUAAAAAACAAAUGUUGCAAUCUUGGCUUAAAGAUAAUGCAUUGCUUAAUGAUGAAGCGGUAACUAAAAGAAAUAAAAUAACUAAAACUAAUAAAUACCAAUUAUUAAAAGAAAAAGAUAAAGUAAGUUCCAGUGAAGAAGAAGAGAAAGAAGAUGUAAAUACUAUAAAGUUAAAACAAAAGAAGAGAACUAACUCCUUUAAGAAGUUGACUCAUAUAACUCUAUAUCCAAGUAGUAUUGAAGUGAGUCAAAGGAAACGCAAAUUAAGAUCAGGUUUUUCAGUUAAAAAAAGUAAAACAUCAACGAAAUCUACAGAAAGUCAUCAUAUUUCUCUUUCUAAUGAAGAGAUAGAGAAUGUCGAUUUAAGUGAUAUAUUUGCUAACCUCAGCUCCGAAUCUGCGAAGAAAGAUAGUAUGGAAUUGUUUGGAGAUAACCCUAAAGUUGUUAAUAAAUCAGAAUCCUUUAGAAAUAAAAUAAAUCACAAAACGAAAUCAGGAAUUUCUGACAUAAUUUCAAGAAAAAGAACAACAAAGAUGGAAAGCUCUGUAGAAUCUUUUGAAUACUUCGGAAGUUUGUACAGCGUGAAUAAAACAAAAACAUCUGGAAAAAUCCCUACCAAUCUAAUGAAGAGUACAACUAAUGAUAUUAUUAAUAGAAUAGAAAAUAAAGCUUCAACAACAGCUAUUAACACAGUGGAUAAACUAUCCAAUGGCAGAAUAUCUACAAAUAGUAUGUACCUGCACCGGCGGGCAUAUUUACCUUUUAGAAAUACUAAUAAAGCGACUGUUAAAUUAAUAAAAUCAUUACAAAAUACCAAAAAUAACGUUAAUAAUAAAACAAAUACACAUUUUACUACAACAAAGAAAGAAAAAGAAGAUUUUAACAAAUCUGCUAACUUCAAAGCAAUCUCAGAAGUUUCGUCUCAAAAGGCACUUGAAACAAGUGCUUCGAACAAUUCUACAGCUAAAUAUUCUACAACUGAAUUUGAUGUGAAUAAAUUUAUUAAAAACUCACAGAUAAAGAAUUUAGUAAAUACUGAGAGGCAAAAAGAGAUAGACAAGAAAAUGAAAGAAGAUUUAACAUUUCUCCUCUCAACAACAACAAAUGCCACCACUGAAGCGUAUAAUGAUGUUUUUAAGGAUUUAGAGGACGCAGAAAUCUCCAAAACUCAAGCUAUGGCAACCAUGACGGAUCCCUAUGGUACCACCGGCCAGUUGACCCUCAAGUGGGACCCCAAGAACUUAGAAAUCAGGACCAUGUCAGUAGAGAGGACACUGGAGCCCUUGGUCCUCCAAGUGACUACCCUUGUGAAUAGCAAGGAUAAAGCAGCUAAGAAGAAGAGACCGGGCAAAUCUAAAAGGGCCAGUGCCCUAGUGGCUACAGUGGAGAGGGCUACCGAGAUAUUCAUUGAGCGAGGACAGACCAUUGCUUAUGAGAAUCCGGAGAUAACCCAGGAGAUGCUGGCAGCUGUGGAGGAGGUUAGGAAGGCAGGUGCAGCCAUGAGCCUGGCGGCCCGGGAGUUCUCGGAGGAGCCGUGCGCGUCGUCGGUGCGCUCGAGCAUGGUGCGCGCGGCGCGCAGCCUGCUGUCCGCCGUCACGCGGCUGCUCAUCCUGGCGGACAUGGUGGAUGUUCACCUGCUGCUGUCCAACUUGAGGACUGUUGAAAACGACCUAGACAAGCUCAAGUCUGCCUCGUCCCAGUCCGAGCUCCUGGAGUCUGCCCGUCAGUUCGGACGCUCCGCCAACGAGCUGGCGGCGCAGGCGGCACGGAGGCAGAAGGAGCUGAAGGAGCCCAGGAUGAAGGAUGAGCUGGCUGCGGCCAGGGCUGUGCUGAAGAAGCAUUCCACUAUGCUGUUGACUGCAUCCAAGGUGUACGUCCGUCACCCGGAGCUGGCGGCCGCGAAGGCCAACCGGGACUUCGUCCUGCGCGCCGUGUGCUCCGCCGUCGACACCAUCUCCGCCGUGGCGCAGGGCCGCCCGCUGCCGCCCAAUUCCGGUACAAACAGAGUGCCGGUAGAGGGUCCUGGAGAAUUGGCUCAGGCCUUGGAUGAUUUUGAUGAGCGCAUGGUGAUGGAGCCGCUGGCGUACUCGGAGCUGCGCACGCGGCCGUCGCUGGAGGAGCGCCUCGAGAGCAUCAUCUCGGGCGCCGCGCUCAUGGCCGACAGCUCCUGCACCAGGGACGAGCGACGCGAGCGCAUAGUGGCGGAGUGUAACGCCGUGCGGCAAGCGCUGCAAGAUUUGCUGCACGAGUAUAUGAGCAAUGCGGGGCGCGCGGAGCAGUCCGAGGCGCUGGAGCGCGCGCUGGAGCAGAUGUGCCGCAAGACGCGCGACCUGCGCCGCCAGCUGCGCAAGGCCGUCGUGGACCACGUCUCCGACAGUUUCCUGGAGACAAACGUUCCUCUGCUGGUUCUUCUAGAAGCAGCUCGCAGUGGCAAUGAGAAGGAAGUAGAAGAAUAUGCUGUGGUGUUCACUGAACAUGCAAACAAACUUGUUGAGGUAGCAAACCUCGUGUGCUCGAUGUCCAACAACGAGGACGGCGUGAAGAUGGUGCGUCACGCCGCGGGGCAGAUCGAGGCUUUGUGUCCUCAGGUGAUCAACGCGGCGCGCGUGCUGGCGGCGCGCGUGCGCUCGCGCGUGGCGCAGGAGAACGCGUCGGCCUUCGCGCGCGCCUGGGAGGCCGCCGUGCGCCUGCUCACCGACGCCGUCGACGACAUCACCACCAUCGACGACUUCCUCGCCGUCAGCGAGAACCAUAUCCUAGAAGACGUGAACAAGUGCGUGGUGGCUCUGCAGGAGGGAGAUCCUGACUCCCUGGAGAGGACUGCUGGUGCCAUAAGGGGCAGAGCUUCCAGGGUGUGCUCGGUUGUGACUCAAGAGAUGGACAACUACGAGCCCUGUAUAUACACCAAGCGGGUCCUGGAGGCUGUGACAGUGUUACGAGAUCAGGGUACAAAAAUGGCAGUUGAUUUCAUAGAAAUCACUAAU
This is a messenger RNA of Brenthis ino (lesser marbled fritillary), 3630 nucleotides long. The record is from the annotation of a GenBank genome assembly. Lineage: Eukaryota; Metazoa; Arthropoda; Insecta; Lepidoptera; Nymphalidae.